Ictalurus furcatus (blue catfish) is the source of this 1952-nucleotide messenger RNA. RefSeq names its product P2Y purinoceptor 14. Gene Ontology annotation, molecular function: G protein-coupled purinergic nucleotide receptor activity. Lineage: Eukaryota; Metazoa; Chordata; Actinopteri; Siluriformes; Ictaluridae. Bases 520 to 1563 code for a protein of 347 amino acids. The record is from RefSeq and is a predicted model, not a curated record. Gene Ontology annotation, cellular component: membrane. Gene Ontology annotation, biological process: G protein-coupled receptor signaling pathway. The transcript has 2 exons.
UAUACCAUAGCCGAAACUGAGCUGGGGUAUUACAGGAGGGAAACAAAAUGACAGAGUCAACAUGACUUUUCAUCCAUUUUUUGCUUCUAAUGAACAUCCCCCGCAAACUCCCACCAAGCUCUGCAGGGAAUGGCUCUGAUAAAGAGAGGCAGAACAGGAAAGUGUGUGGUUUCAAAAAGUUUCAAAAGGGAGUAUAGAUGGAGCACACAGCUGCUAAGAAAGACAACCAGAAAAAGACUGGAGCAUGUUUGUGUUCAAAAAAGCUCACAACAGGGAUUAAGAAGAGAAGAGGAAAUAGAAGUAAAACAGCAAGCUCAGAGGACUGUUCCUGUAUGUGUGUCUUUAUUUGUGGAAGCAUUAUCAUACUCAGUGGUGUUUAUAAGCAGAAUCCACCCACAAAGAAGUAAGACAUUAUCUAUUGUUCGAUUACCUCCUGGCUCAUACAACCAUCUAACAGAGGCUCAAACACAGUGACAAUACUAAUCUCAGCACAGUUUGCCUGUUUGCUGCGCUCAAGGUAUGAACUACAGCAAUACCACUCAGCCCCCUGGCUGCGGAGACCUUCGAAGUGGAAACAGCACAGACUUCAGCAGUGUAUUCACACACGUGGGUCUCCCAGUGCUCUAUGCACUGACCUGCGCCAUUGGUCUGAUCCUAAAUGGCUUGGCAGCGUGGAUCUUCUUCCAAGUACCCAGCACCUCAGGCCUGGUGGUGUACCUGAAGAACAUGGUGGUGGCUGACCUUAUGAUGCUGUUCUCCUUUCCUUGGCGCAUGGCCAAUGACCUAGGCUUUGGCGGAUGGUAUCUGAGACUGGUGGUGUGCCGCUACACAGCUGUGCUCUUCUACUUAGGCAUGUAUACAGGCAUCAUCUUCAUGAGCCUCAUCAGCCUGGAGCGCUAUGUCAAGAUCGUGCAUGCAUCCUCGUGCUCACCUCGGCCUUGCUCUGUACGUGUCGCCACUUUCCUGCAGCAGGUAACUGUAGCCAGAUGUCUGGUGUUUCUGUCCUGGGCAUUGAUGCUACUCUGCAUGCUCCCCAACUCACUGCUGACCAACAAGCCUGCUGCAGAGGGUUGCUCCUGCAUGGAUCUGAAGAGCGAACUUGGGCGCAGCUGGCAUGAAGCCUCUGUCCACUCUGUUGUGGCCAUCUUCUGGGUGACACUUGUGUUCAUGUCUUUCUGCUACUCUUCCAUAGCCUGGCAGGUGUACCAAUCCUACCGAAGAGUAAAGCGGGGCAGCAGCAAAGCAAGCCGCAAGUCUAACCAAAGUAUUUUCAGCUUGCUGAUUGUGUUUUUUGUCUGCUUUGUGCCAUAUCAUAUUUGUCGAGUGCCCUACACACUGAGCCAGAGGUUCAACACCAGUCUUAGCACUGAAACCCAAUAUCAUCUCUUCCAGGCCAAAGAGGCAACACUGUUCAUGGCUUCACUUAAUGUGUGUCUAGACCCCCUGAUCUACUUCCUUAUGUGUAAGACAUUUCGAGAGUUGCUGCUAUGUAAGCAGUCUACUGCAGAGGUUAUUAAUGGGGUGCCCUCUGUUACCAAUAGACUAAGUACCAGCAAUUUGUAGAGACGAAAUGGAAACAGAAAGAGGAAUUGAUGGUUGCUGACGGACACCAAGGUUGUUGCAGUGGAUCAAUUACACAAUGCUAAAACAACAACAAGAUGAGCACAUCAGCAGUGCUGUGUCUUCCAGUUUCUGUCUCAUUUUGCACAGCCACUGUGACCAAAAGGAGAAAUCAAAGCCAAAUAUUUUAAUCAUCAAAAGCCUUCUCAAAUCUCAAAUAUCUUUUUAACCCAUUAGCAUUAUCGGACUGAAUAAUGCAGAGCUCAUAAAAACUGGGACUUUUGUACAACUUUGUAACCCAGAUUUGGUUUUUACAUGUUUAAUAUAAAAACUAAAUUCUCCUUAACACAGUAAUGAAACAUGUAAUGAAUGAAACUUGUUUUUGCUAUUGU